GUGGAGUCAAACCUUGGGAUUGCGUGCGGCUCCGACCAGAAACCUGAAAAGACAGAACUUUUUGAGAUGAAAAGGACCCACUCCGGGGCUUCUUGAACAGGAUAUGCUCCGACCUCAAGCCUUCGUGACACCCUCGCUGCCGCAGGGCUAUUCACAGGCCCUGAACGAGCUGACAAGGCGGGCAUGACAGCCUUCAGCGGCCGCCAGCCCUUUGCUGUUCAACAUCCUCACUCUUGAGGCCAGGCGGAACUAAGCAUUGGUUACACCCGGAACCCCCUCUUCAGGAAAAGCCGCCUGCAUAUCCCUUAUCCCGCGGCCGCUCAAGUGCUCGGGCACACUCCGAGCCGACUAACAGCCCCUGCGAGGCCUAGAGGCCAACCUGCCUCUCCGCCAGAUUUGUCUACUCCGACCGGAUCCUCCCUUCUCAGCCAUGGCAGAGCCCCCACAGAAACGACCCGUCAAGUUUGUAGCCUCCGAUCAGGAUGGCAUGCCGGUGAAACGGCGACAGGUACAGCAAGCAUGCGAGCCAUGUCGCAAGAGAAAGAAACGCUGCUCUCACGUGUCAGACACACUGGCAGGGCCGCGAUUCUUCGCAGAUGCGUCCCAUCAGAAGAGCAUAUACGCUCACCUGCGGGCUGACCCGCAGCAGCCCGACGGUUCCGGGGGCUCAAACCGCUCAGGGACCCUGCCCAGCUCACCCCAGUCGCCAGCAGAGCCCAACUCGGGGGCAUCGUCGGCCCGCGAGGUCGCCUCCCAGCUCAUCGAGCUGUCGACCUCGCGGUUUGUCGGUGACCUGAGCCCGGAGAGCAUCUUCAUCGAGGCUGCGAGCAAGAUCGCCAGGGACCCCUCCCGCCGCAACCCGUCUGACAUCGGCACUUGGUUGCCAGCCCGGCGCUCAGAUGGCGAGAGGGAUGCCAGGCGAGAGCAGUCGGCUUCGGCCCAGGGCCAUGAACCCACAGGCUCAAAUCGUGCUGAUGAUGGCCCAAUAAUGUCGCGUGCUCUGUCCGGGAGGAUAACCUCCUCAGCCGGCAGUCCGGGACUUCGCACUGAUAGCCCGCAGUCUCACGACGUGGGUGGAAACCCGAGACCAUGGAAGAAUCCCACAUUGUACCCAACGCCACCAGACGAGGAUUACGAACAAAUUUACACGAUCUGGUUGGAGAGAAUCCAGCCUAUCUGGCCAAUAGUCAAAGUAGCCGACGUCCAUGCGACACGCAAACCAAAAUGCAUCAAAGACAUCAUCUUCAGACAGGCCAUCUCUCUUGCGACAAGUGGGGAACCAUCUGCAGCGAAGCAUCUUCGCCUUGAACCGGGCGGCCCGAUUCUAGCUUUCCCAGAUUUCCAACGCACCUUGUCCAAGUCCAUACUCUGCUCCCUGGAUGAACAAGUCCUGCCCGACAGGACUGACCACAUCCGUGCCCUCUUCCUCAUGUUCUUUUAUCAACCGGCCCACGCAUCCGAGCUGGACAUGCCCUCGCUGAUCUACAGCCAAGCCUUGCACUACGCCCUGGGCAUCGGAAUCCACCUUGUAGGUUCCGGUGCGCAAGACGAGCGAAGCAAAGAAGCCGAGACUCUGUACUGCGCCCUCUGGACACUUGACAGGAUGAACGCGGCUUUUCACGGCCGGCCAUGCCUGCUGCACGAGCGAGACACCGACCGGGACUUGGAGGAGUGCAUCGCUGCUCAGGAAGAACCGGGUUUUAGGCUAUUUCUGAAUGUCAUCGUGAUGCUCGACAAGGUCAUCGCCCUAUACCGGCCGCGAAGCCGUCACGACGAGACGGUCGUGCUGCCAGUUUUUGAAAGCAUGAUUAUAGAUGCUGGAGCAGAUAAAGCCGCCCCAUUUGUUCACUCCAGCAUAGAAAUAUUCUACCACGCGGUUUCCGUUCUGUCAUGCCGGCAACCAUCCAGCGCCUUCGAGCCAUCAGCCCCAGACCAGGCUCACCUCCCGCACCCCAACAUUAAUGCCCGGCGCUCAUUAUCCGCAGACCGCAUCGUCGACGCAGUGUCCUUCGCACUCAAUUUCCCGACAUCGCCAGACCGGAUCACGAUCGUGCCCUUCGUCCCCUACGCUCUCGCGCUCUCGCUCUCCGUCUCCUACCGCAAGAUGCGGUACUCCAAGAUCCCGCUCUACCGACUGAGGGGCAAGACCAGGUUCAAGGAGGUGGUGGCCCUCCUGAGGAAGCUCGGCGACACCUUCACGUGUGCACGCGUCAACGCCGGGCUGGGCGAGGCCAUCCUGCAGGAGAUGGACAAGACAACCAAGGGCCUCGUAAACUCCGGGGCCGUCUCAGCGUCAGGGACAACCGCUUCAGGACCUGGCAGCGGCACGACGCCCACCCCAAGCGACACGAGACCCUCACACCGCAGAUCGCUGCCAGCUGAGGUGACGCUCGGGAGCAAGAGGAACGUCUACGUGCGGGAGACCGACAGGCAGCAACAGCCUGGAAGCACCGCCGGUACGCCGAGGUCGAUCCAGGCGGGCCAGAGCCCCCUGCAGCAGCUCCCCACCCCGAGCAUGCAGCAGGCCCAGGGGAUGCCCUCACCCGCACCGCUGAGCGCGGCGUCGAGCCAAGGCACUGCCGUGGUGGCUGCCCAGCAGCCGGUCACGUCCCAGGCCCUGCCUGCGACGGCCCUCGGCGACAUGCUGGACGUCGAUAUCUUCGGACACUUUGAUCCGGGCUUUGAUCUGAACACUGUCGAUGCGGCGCUCUCGGCGAACCUGGACAUGGGGUUUCCUCAGAUGUGGACUACUCCGUGGCCCAACUGGCCGAGCUGAGAGAUGGCACAUGCAUGAAAGGGGUGGCGCUGCGGGGAAAUAAAGCUCAAUGUUCAAUAGUUUUCUGUGUUGUAUUUGUUCUGGGAAGGCUGAUGUCUGUGUUAAAAGUCGCAUAGCGAUCACUGGAGGGAUAUUUCACAAGAUGGAGUGUGCACAGCUCGGCCGGCACAAUUCACGCCACAUUUGAUAUCGGGUACAAGGUCUUUGAAAUGUACGGGCUUGGUAUUACCAGGGCUUCUUACGUGCGAUCAGUAUUUUC
Diaporthe batatas is the source of this 3035-nucleotide messenger RNA. RefSeq lists its product as uncharacterized. The transcript has 5 exons. Gene Ontology annotation, biological process: regulation of DNA-templated transcription. Lineage: Eukaryota; Fungi; Ascomycota; Sordariomycetes; Diaporthales; Diaporthaceae. The coding region runs from base 431 to 2776 and encodes 781 amino acids. Gene Ontology annotation, molecular function: zinc ion binding; DNA-binding transcription factor activity, RNA polymerase II-specific. The record is from RefSeq and is a predicted model, not a curated record.